Messenger RNA from Rotaria sp. Silwood1, 929 nucleotides. Lineage: Eukaryota; Metazoa; Rotifera; Eurotatoria; Philodinida; Philodinidae. The record is from the annotation of a GenBank genome assembly.
AUGUCAACAUCUCAACCAACCUCCGAAUUAGUUGAAGAACAAAAAACUUGUGGUCAUAUGCCUCAGUUGGAUAUCAAAUUAAAUUUACAAUUAUUAAGAGAGCAAGAAAAGAUGGCUCUACAAUCUAUUAAGAACUUAACUGAAGAAGAAAUGAUUCAUAUUGAUCAAUGGUUAUCUGUAUUACAUAAAACAUACGAAGAUUGGGAAUAUCCAUCAUCGCAUCGUGUAUUUCAAGCCGUUACAUAUUUUAAUGAUGAACAAAAAUUAUGGUAUGAACAGAUAAAAUCUGAAAUUAAUAAUGAUUGGUCAUGCUUUUGCGAUCGCUUAAAACAACAUAUUCAAGAUCGUCAGAAGGUUCAAAUUCAUUCUUCACCAAUGAAUUAUCCAUUAUCUGAUACUAAUGAAAUAACAUCGAUGGAAAAUCUUAUUGACACAAAAUUUAUUAAAUAUUCUGGUAUAGGUGAUGCCAAGGUUUGGCUAUUACAAACAAUGAAUCAAUUUAAACAAUAUGGAUUACGUCGUCUUGAACAAUUUCAAUCUAUACCAUUUUUAUUAAUUGAUGAAGCGUAUUUGUGGUACGUAGAACAUAUUGAUUUAAUCACCAAUUUUGAAUCGUUUAGUAAAUUAUUUCUUCAACAAUAUUCAUUUACAUCACCACCAGCACCAAAUAAUAUUCUUACUGAUGUGGAUAUACCGUCAAAUUUAAUUUCUAGCUCUUCAUCUACAUCAAAUUUGCAACGAACAAUUGCCGAUGAAAUUAUUAAAAAACCAACAUAUUUUCGUGGUUCAAAAGAUGACGUUCAUGACUGGUUAGAAAAAUUAGAACAACGUUUUCAAAUGGCAAAAUGGAAUAAUGAACAAAAAUUACAAUAUAUUUCAAUCCAUUUACAAGAUGAUGCAUAUCGAUGGUGGACACAAACAUCUACGAC